GCAGUUUAGAAGUUAAUUCGGCUCUAUUUCCAACAAAAACGUUCCCUCCCCCAUAAUCUCCCGUUGCUCAGCAGUUUUGCUCCCUUUUAUUAAAAAAAGAUGGCUGCAGUAGAUUUAUUCAUGUUCCUUCAAAUGCGGAAUAUACCUGAAAGUGUCAUCAACAAACUAAAAGAAGACAAGAUCGACACCAAUGUCAUAGGCAUUAUGACAGAUAAGGAGUUAAGCAAGUAUAUCGAAAGAUAUGGGGAUCGACUUGCGCUCAGAGCAUUUUGCCGUCAAAGAACUGUGACAAACGAAGAGUCGGGAGGAGCAGAGACAGUGAAGUCCUCCCUCAUGCAGAAAUUAAGAGACAGGUUAAGAACUCCUAACACUGGCAUACAAGGCACCGCUACUGGCCAAAAAAAUGCAGCCAAAAUCACCCGGCGGGUUGAAAUGGGAUGGCUCCACUUUGAGAGUGGAAUGUAUCACCAGGUUAGAACGAGAAAAGGAGGAGGAACACGGAAUCUGUCCGUCCAGAAAUCAGUGACUAUGGGUGAACUGUUGGAGACAGGCAAAUGCUUGUUUUUUGCAAAUGGGCAUUCAUCAAAAGGACUGAUGGAAGACUUCGAGUUUGACAUUUGUGAUUACAGUCACAGUCCUGUGCCCCGGGAAGUCACGGUGGGCCAGCUGUACGAACAGACUAAACUAAAAAUGCUACGCAUCUACACAGCCACCAAGUCUAACAAGAUUAUACUUCUCUCUGAUGAAUCAUCGGACUUCGAGCCAACACAGAAAAGGCCACUGAAGGCUAGGACAAUGAAGACACGAUCCUUGAGGAACAAGACCAGGAGACUCAAUCAAGUGGAUCAUCCAGAGAGCUCCUCUGAUUUAGAUCUGGCUCCCAGUGGCUCAAUGCAGCAAAACCAUCAACAAUACAUAACUUGUGUUGUCUGA
Entelurus aequoreus (snake pipefish) is the source of this 933-nucleotide messenger RNA. RefSeq lists its product as uncharacterized. The transcript has 4 exons. Bases 100 to 933 code for a protein of 277 amino acids. NCBI's taxonomy places the organism in Eukaryota, Metazoa, Chordata, Actinopteri, Syngnathiformes, Syngnathidae. The record is from RefSeq and is a predicted model, not a curated record.